Messenger RNA from Trifolium medium, 1238 nucleotides. Lineage: Eukaryota; Viridiplantae; Streptophyta; Magnoliopsida; Fabales; Fabaceae. The record is from the annotation of a GenBank genome assembly.
AUGAAGAAGAAAGCAAAAAAAGCGAGAGGCAAGGAAGAGGAGAUCCAGAAUCAAAGUAUUGCCAACACGGAAGGCUUUGUUCUUGAGGUCGUUUUACAGAACUCCAAUGGCGGUGGGUUUAAUCAACCGUCUCGUUCAUCUGUUCAAUGCUCUCUUGCACCAGCGGUCUUGAGUGGUGGGGCGAGUGAUGUUGGCUCUCAAGAGGUACCCUCCCAAGUUCGUGGGGAGUCUGUUCGUGCCGGUGGACAGGUGGUGGAUCGAGAUACUAGCGAGGCCUAUCAUAUCAUUGAUAUACAGGAGGAUCUGGGAAUGACGUUCAAAGGGGUAGGAAACGAAGAUGUGACGCGGGUUAAGGAAUUUGAGAGGCGGAAGAUCCGGGAGCUGGUGCAAGCGGAACAUCUUGAUUUUCUAGCUCUACAAGAGACCAAGAUGGACGUCAUCCCAAAUAACUUUGUACAGCGACUGUGGGGAAACAGUGAUUGUGGCUGGGUUUAUCUCCCGGUAGUGGGUAAUAGCGGCGGAAUUCUAUCCAUUUGGAACAAGGUAAAAGCUUCUCUUGUCUUCUCUUUUAUUGGUGAAGGCUUUGUUGGAGUUUGUCUGCAGUUUGUGGGGGAACUUAGAUGCUGUUAUAUCGUAAAUGUGUAUGCUAAAUGCAAUUUGCGUGCCAAACAUAGACUGUGGAGUGAUAUUCUUAUGUCUAAGAGGGGGUUUGGUGAUGGGCUAUGGUGUGUGGUGGGCGAUUUUAACUCGGUGAGGGAUUGUCAUGAAAGGAGAGGUGUAGGAGUGCGAAGUGUUGGUGGUCGUUCUACGGAGAUGGUGGAGUUUGAUAAUUUCUUGAAUGACUUGGAGUUGGUUGACAUGCCACUUAUUGGUAGAAGUUUUACAUGGUUCCAUCCUAAUGGUGUUUCUAUGAGUAGGUUGGAUAGAGUCCUUAUUUCAUCCUCGUGGUUUGAUGUGUGGGGGAACCCGAAUGUUUGGGUCUUGGCUCGAGACGUGGCAGAUCAUUGCCCGCUUGUGCUAAGAUAUAGUUCUUUGGAUUGGGGGCCUAAACCGUUUCGGUUUAAUAACUUUUGGUUGGGUAAUAGGGAGUUUAAAGAGGUCAUCACUAAGGCGUGGGAGUCGCAACAUUUUGAGGGGUGGAUGGGGUUCAUUCUCAAAGAAAGACUAAAAGGGCUCAAAGGGGUGAUCAAGGAGUGGAGUGGAAGGACUUUUGGGGAGGUAGAGCAUACUAAAAAGAG